Messenger RNA from Ambispora gerdemannii, 981 nucleotides. The record is from the annotation of a GenBank genome assembly. Lineage: Eukaryota; Fungi; Glomeromycota; Glomeromycetes; Archaeosporales; Ambisporaceae.
AUGCCUCAUAGCAGAAAUUUAGGAAACGCAAGUAAUGGAAGUACAGGAGUCCAAGUUAUGUCUAAUUUCGUGAGUACAGAUCAAGCUAGUUACCUUGCACGUAGGAAGGAACGACUUGGAUCCAUUCGCACACGUGGAGGAGUCCAAGUUACUUCUAAUAUAGCACGUAACGGGGAUCAAUUAUUGGUCAAUGCCCGCAGAUACGAGCGUGUUAAUGAUAUCUUUCAAAUUUUAAAUAUGCUUGGAAAAAAUCAAAUUCAAAAACGAAAAUAUGCAUCCAAGUGGCGAAAAAUUGCAAAAAAACAAAGACGAAGACGCGAAGCUGAAAAUCGUGUAUUAAUCUUCCGACGGCAGCAUUUGAUGAAAAAGUACUUUCAAAAAUGGAAAGAUGUGGUGAAUAUGAGAGCUCGGAUGUUGAGAAAAAGAGGUUGUGGGGAGGCAUUUGAUGAGUAUGAAGAAGGCUAUAGGAAGUAUCAACGGUUGGAUUGUUGUGGAUUGCGAUAUCCUAUACCACAAAAUCCAGAAAUAUCAAUUGAAUACGUUCGACCUCGCUCAGUAUUAAAAAAGCGAAAAUUGACAUCGCGUCGAGAACGAUUUAAUGAAACGGACAAAGAGAAACAACGGGAAGAAAUAGUGACGAAUUCUCGUCUAAGAGUCAUAUGGGCGGAUAAUAUGAAUCAUAAUGCACUAAUGUAUCGUUCAUUGCCACCAAAUCUUUCUAUUUUUCCUGCGGAUUGGAUGAUUGAAAAAGCAUAUCAUAAACACGAAGAUGCAUGCGUGGAAAUAAUUCGUCGAUUGGAAGAAUGUCAUAAAAGUGGGUUCUAUAACCGGUACUUUGGAAAAUGUAAUAAGAUAAAAAUAGAAUUGAACGCUUGUCUUGGCUCAGAGGUCAAAUUUGAAAAAGUUCGUCGUAGAAACGCACAAAUUGCGAAAGAGAAACGACGGAAAUACGAAGAGUUAUGUAAAGAAUUGGGCUUAUAA